Messenger RNA from Drosophila ficusphila, 1020 nucleotides. RefSeq lists its product as uncharacterized. The transcript is spliced from 3 exons. NCBI's taxonomy places the organism in Eukaryota, Metazoa, Arthropoda, Insecta, Diptera, Drosophilidae. The record is from RefSeq and is a predicted model, not a curated record. Bases 148 to 972 code for a protein of 274 amino acids.
UAUCAAGUUUAUAAAAUAUUUGUACAUUACCUUUGUUAUCCAAGCAUAAUUAAACCAAAUUUCUACUCCACCCCUGGAAUUCUUAUCAGCUGUUUACCGGCUAACUGUUUGGUUUUGUUUACCAUCUGUUGAUCUUUAAAUUUAAAAAUGCAAAGAUUUCUAAGUGUAUUUAACCAGCAAAAAUGCAAAGUGAUCGGCAUGAUACACGUGGAUGCGCUUCCGGGAACACCGCAAUACAACGGCAACUGGAAACAAACGAUUGAGAAGGCCAUUUACGAGGCCAAUCUAUACAAGAAACAUCAACUGGAUGCCGUGCUCAUAGAGAACAUGCACGAUAUUCCAUAUGUCCCAGAGCGUCUUCUGGGAGCCGAAAUUGUGGCUUGCAUGACGCGACUGGGGCAGGCAGUGCGUGAAGUGAUGCCCAGGGAAACUCCGUGUGGAGUCCAAGUCCUGGCCUGCGGCAACAAACAGGCACUGGCCAUUGCAAAAGCCAGUCAACUGCAGUUUAUACGCAGCGAGGGGUUCGUUUUCGGGCACGUGGCGGAUGAGGGUUACACGGAUGCCUGCGCAGGCGACUUACUGAGGUAUCGGAAGUUCAUCGAUGCGGAGGAUGUGCUCAUCUUCACGGAUCUGAAGAAGAAACACAGCUCACAUGCCAUAACGGCGGAUGUCAGUCUCUUGGAAACCGCCCAUGCGGCGGAGUUCUUCCUCACCGAUGGCAUCAUUAUCACAGGAACUGCCACCGGUCAUGCUGCCAGUCCCGAGGAUCUACAACAGUUGGCCGGCAAGGUACAAGUUCCACUAAUAAUAGGUUCCGGGGUGACCAAGCAUAACGUUGGUAGCUACUUUAAGGAUGCACAGGCAGUCAUAAUUGGGUCGCAUUUUAAGCAAAAUGGCAACUGGCUGGAGGAGAUUAGUGAACAAGCUGUCGACGACUUCAUGAAAAAGAUAUGUCAUCUAAGAUCGUCGUGAUUAUAAUUGUAAAUGAUUUUAUUCAUGUUGUAAAUGUUGAAUGAUGAA